This is a messenger RNA of Lytechinus variegatus (green sea urchin), 3803 nucleotides long. RefSeq names its product vacuolar protein sorting-associated protein 13A-like. Gene Ontology annotation, biological process: protein targeting to vacuole; protein retention in Golgi apparatus. Gene Ontology annotation, cellular component: extrinsic component of membrane. Bases 117 to 1583 code for a protein of 488 amino acids. NCBI's taxonomy places the organism in Eukaryota, Metazoa, Echinodermata, Echinoidea, Temnopleuroida, Toxopneustidae. The transcript is spliced from 13 exons. The record is from RefSeq and is a predicted model, not a curated record.
ACCAGUUGUUUGAUGCCUACUUCCCCAAUGUAUUACAUGUGAAUGCCCUUCCUAAGGAUGUCCUAAAGAAGACUGGUCCCCGUCCAUUUGUUGAAGUGUCAAUUCUCAGGAGACAGAUGCCAGAGUAUGGUGCAGAUACUAUUAAGUAUUUCAAAGUACUGGUUCAGGAGGCUAGCUUGAAGGUUGACAAUGGUUUCAUCCUGUCUGUAUUAGAUGUCUUCUCACACUUACAAGAGGAACAAGACGAGGUGCUAUCAUUACGUGCCGAUCUGAACUACAUCCAGAGCUCCCUUAAGGAGACAUCUAAGACCAUAUCAAGCAGUACUGCUAACCCUAUCUUCUUUGAAUUCUUCCAUCUAUCUCCACUCAAGUUCAUUGUGAGUCUCUCACUGAGCGGGGAGCCACACAUAACCAAUGAGAAGCCUUCAUCCUUUCAACGAGAUCUUGGGCGUGUCCUACUGGAGAGCAUCGGAUCCACCCUUACAGAGGUCACUGAAGUAGAACUCAAGUUGGGUUACUUUGAGAGGAGGAAUGCCCUCUUGACGACAGCGCAGCUGACGUCAGAGGUUCAGGCUCAUUACAUCUCACAGGGAAUCAAACAAGCCUAUGUGUUCAUCCUAGGCUUGGAUGUACUAGGGAAUCCCUAUGGGCUGUAUAGAGACGUCAAGGAGGGCAUCAGUGAUCUCUUCUAUGAACCGUAUCUGGGAUUGAUCCAGGGCCCAGGGGAGUUUGCAGAGGGUCUUGCCAAGGGUGUACAGAGUCUACUUGGACACACAAUAGGUGGAGUAGCAGAAGCAUUUGGUGGUGUGUCAGGAACCUUGGGCAAGGCCCUCUCUGUUCUCUCCUUUGAUGAGGAUUUCCAGAGGAAUCGAGAGAGACGUAUGAGGAGACACCCAGACAGCUUUCCAUUCCAGCUUCUCAAUGCUGGCCAGGGUUUUGUCAUGGGGAUAGUCUUGGGUCUAUCAGGGGUUGUGACGUCCCCUAUCCACGGUGCCCAUGAGGAGGGUAUCAAGGGAUUCUUCAAGGGAAUCGGUAAAGGCUUGAUGGGUCUCAUCGUAAAGCCCCUCGGAGGAACUAUUGAUGCCAUCACCCUGGUCCUGGAAGGUGUAGAGAGGGCAGCAGAGGCUGGAGAGCAGGUCGUAGGUCGGCUCAGGAUACCCAGGUUCAUCAAUCCAAAACAGGGCCUGACUCCAUACUCCCCAUACAGGGCUGUCGGUAACAGCAUCUUACACAAUAUCAGACGCAAGGAAAUCUACAACACUGAUAUCUACUAUGCACAUGCCACUGUGUCAUCGGACAGUACUCCGGAUGUGGUACUCAUCACGACAAGGCGGGUCUUGGUCCUAGAGAAAUGCCGUUGGUCUGGAGGUUGGGACCUGGAGCAAGGUGAUAGGUUCAAGACCAUUCUCACCUUACCAAAGAAAGAUGGCAAUAAAAUCAUCUUUACUGCUGUGCAUGAAGGGAAGCAGAAGAAGAGAGAGAUUGUUUGUCAAAAUGCAGAACUUUGUCAGUGGGUGCUCGUCAGGCUGGAAGAAGCCCUCCGCAAGUUCCAGGAGGAGAAGAAUCGGAUUGUGACCAUCUAAAGGUCCUGCUGGCUCCAAGGAGCUCUGUCUCCAGGUCAGAUGGUGGAGAAUGCUGGAGAUGAAGAGGGGGAACUGGAGACAGCAUGAGGUUUUGAAAGGCGGUGUUUUAUAAAAACUUAAGCAGUUUUUAGGGGGAGUUUGAUAAAGGUUGCUUACCAAGUACCAGGCGUUGUGCAUGUACAUCACCCUGAGAGGAAUUAGUCUCCAGGUGAGGUGCUGGAGAAUGCUGGAGACAAAGAAGGAGAAGUGGAGACAUCACACAGAAUCCGAUCAUGAAAGAUGAUCAUAAACUAGUUAGCAUCAAUUUUUACGGGGAGUUUUACACAUGUUACUUACCAAGUAACAGUUGUUUUACAAGAAGAACCAGUUUUGUGACCAACAGAGGUGAUGUAAUGCUCCACCUGUCAUAUCAUGUGGCAGUGAUUAUCUCAGGCCAAGCAUUGUCUGUGAUGAGAUUGAUAUUUUUUGUGGGAUAUAUUUCUUUUCUUUUCUUUUUUUUUUUGGUGUUUCAGAAAGAAAAAAAAAUUGCUUCAUCUUAACUGUAAUUUGGUGCAAUGUUUACUUUCUUUAAUAAUAUUAGCUUUCAACUGCUAUGGAAAGUUAGAAGAAGCUUUGUCAUCCCAUCAUAAACAUACAUGGUUCUCUUUUUGUUGAUAGGAGGAAUGGCCUAGAUUUUUGUUUGUAUGUUCAUUGUUACAAAGGCCAGGAAAAUAGAUACAGAUCGAGAUGUAGAAUAUGCAAAGAACGUGGCAGAUGAAAUAUGAUAAGAAGUUGAGGAAUGUAUGUACUUGUGAUUUGAAAUAUCGUAUACAUUUUCAUGAGGAGAUUAUGUAGAUUUGGCAUUUGUUUUGUUUAUACAUGUAUGUGCUUCAAAGUUGUGUACUUCUCUUACCUUCUAUGUGAUUAUUCUGACUUAAAUCCCAAGACAAAAAUAGUAGAUGGAGGAAUAUAAUUGAUGCGAAGUGGAUGAUUGUUUCUUUCAAUGAUAAAGAUUUGUUUAUCCUGGAAUGUUAAAAAUUGUGAUCCUCCUCAUGGUUAGGAAUUUAUGCCUUGCAUAUAUCAAGGAAUAUAUUUCUUGAAAGACAUAGUUUCCUCUAUGUUUCAAAGCAACAGAGCUGUACAUUUAUACUGCUUCUUAUAUUGAAGAACAAUCCCUUUUUGUACUGCUCAAAUUAAAGUAUUGGACAAGCUGGUGAAUUCACUUGGUUUUAGCAACCUUUUCAUUGAAAAACAAUUGUUCCAACUUGUGGCUUUGAUCAUUGCUCAAGCCAUAUUUUGCAGUGACCUCUCAUCAUUUUGAUUGAAAUAUCUUUUGUAUUAUUAUGGAGAUGGAUCCCUUUAUUAAGGCUGACCGCUUUCUUUGUAAUAUACUUCAACAUUAAAAAAAACGUAUUGCCAAAUGAGUGCAGCUGCAUUUAAGUCUUGCAAAUCAAAGUAUUCAACUUUUUUUAUUGUAAACUGAAAGUAAAGGGAGGCAAAACUCACAAUGCAACUCAUCAUUGUCUUACAAAGGUAAAGUUUGAAAAUGGCAAAUCUUGUUUGUGUUUGUAGGAAUAUGUAUUUGUAUGGUUUGCUGUUGUAUUUUAGAGAUAUAAUGUACCUGGUAACUGCCAUGUUAAAAUGCUGAUGGUGAAUGUUAAAAUGCCAUGUUAAAAUGCUGAUUGUGAAUGUAAACGUUGAGCAGGCCAGGGUCCACAAGGGAUAGCGAUCAAUCGUAUGCUUGAUUUCCAUAAUGAAUUGUACAUUGUAGUUAAUGCAAUCAAUUGUAAAAAAAAAAUCUAUGAUUUUUGCUAAGCUCUGUGUUUCAGUCCCUUGGGCACCAUUCAUGAAGCUUGUAAGCUCUGACAAGUUUUUUUUCUUUUGACAGAUACUGUAGCCCGCAUUCUGAACUCUAAUUUAACUUCCACUAUGGUCUGAAGUUGUGGUUUAACUAUGGAAAGCCAAAUGUGACAUCAGUAUCUAGAAUCAGAUGAUACAUUUAUCAUUAUAUAUUAUAUUUGGCAUUUAAAUCAUUUUAAAAAAUCUGUAAAUUGAUAAUGAUGAUGGUUUUCUUCACCGUUAUACCAUGAGAAGGAAGGAUCCAAGUAAACACAAAAAGUAUUAAAGUUUAAACAAUCUUUUGUUAUGAUAGCUUUGUAGCCAAGUUUAAUGAAUAAUAAAUAAUACAGGAUUUGUAUAGUGCACGUAAAGUAUCCACCUUGCUAGGUGCUCAAGGCGCUC